AGAGUUAUGAACUGUCUUGAUCUCAAACACCGUUAUCACGUCUGCUCAACCGUCUGAAACUUCACCCUUCAUUCGUCCCUUCUUCCAAUACCACAUAGUUCGGUUUCUUUGUCGGAGUUGUCAACCAUGGACAACUCAAGGCCUUCAUCUCCUGAAGCUCCACCACAGGACCUAUGGUCCUCGAUCUUGGACUCAGUCUCUACUUCUAGGUCAAUCCCUGCAAAACAGAUAGUAAUACUAGGACAACCUUCGACGGGAAAGUCCACACUUGCAGCUGCAUUGCUUCAGAAGGCUGCUGCAGACGAAGUCAAAGAAGACCAGCGGUCCGACUUUGCUUUGGGUUACGAUUGGGCGGACGUACGAGACGAAGUCGACGAAGCUCAGAUACCCUCGCAAGACUGUCGGUAUACACAGUACCGUCAUCUGCACCUUCAUAUACCUCCCUCUUGCCUCAUUUCCUUCCUCCUCGGACGUCACUACCUCAUACCCUGAUCAUGAUUGUCCUCGAUUGGACUCGUCCGUGGGCCUUUGUUGAUGAACUGCUCACGUGGCUCACAUGGAUAGAGGCAUGGGUGAAAGGCGAUGAUUCUCGAGAACUGAUAAUCACCAGAGAAGAAACCCGUGAAAGACUACAGUCGCAUAUACAGCAUUACACAGAACCCUCAUCUGAACCAUUACCCGCAAGUUCCACUCUAUCCGGCGCAUUGUUGCCACUGAGUUUCGGAACGUUGACACAUAACAUUGGUGGUGUACCGAUCAUUGUGACAUGUACCAAGGCCGACCUGAUAGAUGAAAACAAUGAUGUGAUUGGUGCUGGUGCGUCUGGUAUGGGUGGUAUGGUCAAGGGAAAGGGCGGAGAAUGGGAGGAGCGAACAGAUACCGUCAUGCAAAUACUGCGAACGAUUUGCUUGAAGUAUGGUGCUGGUCUCUUCUACACUACCCCGCAACCACAGACCUUGCAUGUACUACGCCAAUAUGCACUACAUAUGCUCUUCAUUCCUCCGCCACCAUCACCUACUAUGUCGGGCGAAGUGGCGGCACCAGUACGAAAUCCUUUCCCAUUCCAACACAAGCCAAACACGUUGGACCGUGAUCGCAUCGUUGUCCCAGCUGGCUGGGAUAGCUGGGGUAAAAUCGGUGUAUUGAGAGAAGGCUUCGAUGCGAAAGCUUGGGGAGAAGCUUGGGAGCACGAUCUGGAUAACUCCUCAGACGAAUCAACGGAUGAGCCUGGCGCAAGGAAAUUAUACACAAACCUCGUGCCUGAUCAAGGACCCAAGCCCCCGUCGUUGCCACCUUUCAAUAAUCCUACUCCCGAACAAAUAUUCCUGGCCAAGAACUACGAUGAGAAUGCUCGAAGAGCUGAUCGAGAUCCUAGAGGCGCAUUCAGGAAUCCAACAGAAAACCCUGCAGCGGGUAUUGUGGGUCCGAUGGGCAGUAGUAGUUUCAACCUACCCAACGUGGAGCGAGCUUUAACUGAGAUGGAAGGUGGAGUCAAUGUGGGUGGGUCGGGCUCCCUCAAUGUCAGUGUCAACGGGGAGACGGCUCGCAAAAGCUCAGGUCGUACGUCUGCACGGACCCCAACAGCAUCCCUCGCAGUCCCUCAUCCUGGAUCCGGGUCUGGACGUUCUCCAGUCACUUCUCCAACAUUGGCGUCUUCUCCUAGCUCUGGACAAACACAACACGAAGUGCUCCAGAACUUUUUCCAGAGCUUGUUGAGCUCAAAGGAUCGACCUAGUGGAAGUCCUACUCCCAGGACAAGUUCGUCGGCACCGAAGACGAACGGUACUGCGGCUCCUCAACCGAGUGCGAGUAGCGGCGGGAACGAAGAGGAGAGUUGACUUUGAAUGGCUCGUAUCUAAUACCCUUCGUUUGAGCAGCUUCGAUGCCUCUGACUCUAUGACAUAGAUCCCGUAUAAUUUCAUGUAUGAUUUGGAACAGCUACAGUAUAACGUGGUACAACUUACCGCUACGAAGUCAGGAUGAGUAGUUCUGCAGAAUAAGCGUCUUAACGUUCAAAGCACUUCAUGCAAACUUCAUGAUCAUCAGUUCUAAUAUACAUAUUCCAGGUUUACGACUGCUAUUUUCACAGUUUCCACACAAUUUGGCCUAGAACACUGAGUCAGAAGCUCUUUCGGAGGACGAGCCGUACUUGUUGUACAUAAUCAGGUACUCAUAUCACCAAGUUCCAUCCUUCUGAGAGCGGCUUGCUCAGCUAUCUCUCACCCCAACC
Messenger RNA from Somion occarium, 2230 nucleotides. The record is from the annotation of a GenBank genome assembly. Lineage: Eukaryota; Fungi; Basidiomycota; Agaricomycetes; Polyporales; Cerrenaceae.